UACUAUUUACGAAUCGAUGGCACUGCCACCCACCGAAUCGAAAGCAGGGGGAGCCUCUGCUGAAUCUUCCAAAAAGGAAGACGCUCUCGUCGGCCAUGGCUCUCACCACAAAAACAGAAGCAGUAGUACUAGUACUUGUUACUACGAAGGGGAACGUCUUACUCGUCUCCUCCAAUCCAUUCAAAGAAAGAUAGAGUUGGUCAGAGCUGUGGAUAAUAAUGCUUCUUUACCUGAGAAGAUAUGGUUCAAGCAACGAUUCUCAAUUGGGGUCAAUGAAGUGACUCGUAUCCUGGAACGCAUGGCUGCGCCUACUUCUCAUCACACCACCACCACAAACACAAAGAUUCAGCUUCAGGCCGUGCUUGUUGCUUCUGAUACCAACCCCAGAUGGCUUACAAAGCAUCUGCCCAGCUUGGCCUUGUCAAGGAAGGUACCACUGCUCUUUCUCAAAGACAGCAAACAGGCGUCCUUGAGAUUAGGUCACCUUGUCCAUCUUAAGACUGCUAUUGCCAUUGGAGUUAAGGACAAACAGAAUUCCAUCAACCAACUCUUUGCGGAAAUUCUUGCCAGUGAUUUCACAAACGCUGACAUCCAAUAAGCUGACAAGAACACAACACCAAUGUCAUAUUCAUACCUGGAGAUUUUUUGUCAUAUAAUUCUGAAGAUUGUUGCCAAGAACAAAAAAGGAAGCAACUUUACAUAUAAUUCUGUAGAUUGUUGCCAAAGUAUGUAACCUUUUGUCUCCAAUCUAUUAAUUUUGUUCUGCUCUGUUAUAGACAAAUUUGCCUGGUUUACAGAAGUUGCAAGAAAACAUGAUGAAUAUCAUUUUGUCCC
Humulus lupulus (European hop) is the source of this 834-nucleotide messenger RNA. RefSeq lists its product as uncharacterized. The transcript has 6 exons. The coding region runs from base 17 to 598 and encodes 193 amino acids. NCBI's taxonomy places the organism in Eukaryota, Viridiplantae, Streptophyta, Magnoliopsida, Rosales, Cannabaceae. The record is from RefSeq and is a predicted model, not a curated record.